AUGACCUCCACGCACUCCGACGACGGCACGCACCCCGCAGUCGACAAUUCUCUCGACGACAUCUUCGGCUCCUCGCCACCACAUGAGACCAGAGAAAUGUACGGGCACGCAGAUCAUAGCGGAGUGGGAGCUAGCUCAGGUACUGUCGAACCCUCCGAUCUCCCCUCUCUCCGCCGCCAGCACGUCACCGCGGGGUACCGCGAGGGCGUCUCCGUGUCAAAAGGCGAGCGCGUCCAAGACGGCUUCGACGGCGGAUUCCCAAUCGGAGCUCAGCUAGGUAUGCGAGCAGGAACAAUCCUAGGUAUUCUCGAAGGAAUUUCACGGGGACUCGAAGACCGAAGCACAGGUGCAGUGAAGAAGCCCGCUGCGCGGGGCAGUGCAUCUGGGACCUCUUCGCCGGCGAACAACGAGGCACGCCGAAAGAUCGGUGAGCAACUUCGAAAGAUCUACGGGGACGCCGCGAAGGCGUUAGAUGUGCAGGCUGUGUUUACGGGACUGGAAGCUAUGGCCGCGUCUGGUUCACGGGUUGACACUGCCUCGGGCGAGAUCACUCAUCAGGAUGCAGGGGAGAAGCCAGAGACCCAGUUAGCUAAGAAGGGAGACUCGGUGAUCGCCCCGUGGGAGAAGAGGCUUGCUGUGCCUGCCUGGGAGGAGAAUAUGGAGGCCUUGGAGAUGAGGGACGGACAUGGCGAGGGAGACAAGGGCGCUGCUGGAGAGCGGAGCUGA
Molecule: messenger RNA, 726 nt
Organism: Penicillium longicatenatum
Lineage: Eukaryota; Fungi; Ascomycota; Eurotiomycetes; Eurotiales; Aspergillaceae
Product: Yae1 family protein
Exons: 1
Coding region: 1-726 (241 amino acids)
Source: RefSeq, a predicted model, not a curated record